Vigna radiata var. radiata (mung bean) is the source of this 1244-nucleotide messenger RNA. Its product is annotated as dehydrogenase/reductase SDR family member 12. Lineage: Eukaryota; Viridiplantae; Streptophyta; Magnoliopsida; Fabales; Fabaceae. The transcript has 10 exons. The record is from RefSeq and is a predicted model, not a curated record. The coding region runs from base 49 to 1077 and encodes 342 amino acids.
ACACAACGUAAGCGUCGUUAGACAAGUCAACAAAAGCAAGCUCAGCUAAUGAAGAGUGGAACGUUGCACUUCCAACUUCAACUCCACCUCUCCAUUCUAUCACUCGCCAUGGUUUUUCUCAAGAUAUGGAGACAAACGGCUUUUUCUGUUUUUGGGUACCUAAGUUUCACCAAAGCUGGUUUCCUUGAUCAUUCCAAGAACUUCAGACCAGAGGACAUGGAAGUACAAAUACCUGGGAAGAAUUGCAUUGUUACCGGUGCUAACUCUGGAAUUGGCUAUGCAACGGCGGAGGGUCUUGCAAAGCGUGGUGCAACUGUCUAUCUUAUAUGUCGUAAUAAGGAGAAAGGAGAGGCUGCUCUUUCUGAAAUUCAAACUAGAAAUGGCAACCAAAAUGUUCAUUUGGAGAUUUGUGACCUUUCUUCUGUCAAUGAGAUCAAGUCAUUCAUUUCCAGGUUUUCAGAAAGAAAUGUGCCAGUUCAUGUGUUGGUUAACAAUGCCGGCAUACUUGAGCAAAAUCGAGUCACCACACCGGAAGGAUUUGAGUUGAACUUUGCCGUAAAUGUAUUGGGAACUUACACUAUGACAGAAUUAAUGGUUCCAUUACUAGAGAAAGCUUCACCUGAUGCCCGUGUCAUUACAGUUUCUUCUGGUGGAAUGUAUAUUUCUCCUUUGACCAAAGAUCUACAGUAUUCAGAGAGCAACUUUAACGGGGUUGAACAGUAUGCUCGGAACAAGCGUGUUCAGGUUGCCCUAACAGAAAAAUGGGCCAAAACAUAUGAGAACAAAGGGAUAGGAUUUUACUCAAUGCACCCAGGCUGGGCUGAGACUCCUGGGGUUGCAAAGAGUUUGCCAAGCUUCUCAAAGUUGUUUUCAGGGAAGCUUAGAACAAGUGAAGAAGGUGCAGACACAGUCAUAUGGUUGACAUUACAACCAAAGGAGAAACUGGUGUCAGGUGCAUUUUAUUUUGAUAGAGCUGAAGCUCCAAAGCACCUUACAUUUGCUGGUACCAGUGAUUCUAAUGCUAUUAUUGACUCUGUUGUUGAUAGUCUUCAUUCCAUGGCUUCUCUUUUUGGCUAAUCAUGUAUUUUUUGUCGUGACAUUAGACAUCUAGUGGCACAACAAUAUAACAUUUAUAUAGUUAGUGGGUUGAUAUAAAUUGUUUUCAGCAAUAAACUAAAUUCAACCAAACCAGACUUUUGAGAUGCAAAAACUACUUAAUUUGGAUGAAUUCCUUUGUUGUUUCA